CUUACCCUUCGGCGAGCGGUUAAGACGGGAGAUAUUGGAUGGAUUAACAGGCUGAUUGAUCCUUUAGCCAUCAUAUUCUAUGCUACUGGUCAACAUAAAUAUGGUGACGAAAUGCUUCAUCUUCGCUGGAUGUUGUUAGAUCGUGUUUCGGACGAGGCACUUCGGAUCGUAAUUCUAUCGUCUAGCCUUGUGAACAUUCAAGGUAAAACGGAUCAAUUUAAACCGAUUGAUAUUGCCCCUGAACACGUCAAUUGCGCAUACAAGAUUGAUAUCAAGAUGUUUAAGAACUCUACACACGAUGCGGAUAAAACCUUUGGAAGAGUGGCACUACUCAGCCAUUCCUUUACCAAGAUUCGCGCAGCCUGGGAAACCUCAGUUGGCAUCGCCCCUACCGAUCGACAUACGAAUAAAGAUGAUCGUCAAGAUGUCUUCAGCCGUGCACUCUACCUCUAC
Messenger RNA from Eremomyces bilateralis CBS 781.70, 453 nucleotides. RefSeq lists its product as uncharacterized. Lineage: Eukaryota; Fungi; Ascomycota; Dothideomycetes; Eremomycetales; Eremomycetaceae. The transcript has a single exon. The record is from RefSeq and is a predicted model, not a curated record. The annotation marks the transcript as partial.